AUGGAUAUUGUCCCAGAUCUACCAGAUGAAGAAAACGACGUCUCCCGACUCAAUAUAGGAUUACGGUACUACUUGAUUCGGAAGGUGAUCAGAGUGGUAGUACCAAGACCGGAUAUCAAUGCUGGCUACGAUGCCAGAAUGAUAGAAUUUGUUGCAUAUGUCAAGUACUUGGAGAAGAAGUCGUUUGAGAGAGCGCAAACAAGGGAUGACUACUACGCACUUUUGGCGAGAAUCAUAUUUAGAAUGCAGAAGCAGCUGGCGACACGGCCAAAGGGACCAGCAGAUGAUCCAUAUGGAGACAUUCCUCUACCACAUGAACUUGCCGACUUCAUGGGACUAUCUCAGGAAGAACUGGAAGAAUUCGAUGAGGAGCAGAACCCUCAAGGGCCUAACGCCAACGAUGAAGCAGAUUCCAAAGAAACGAUAACUGGUCGUGUUCGACAAAGUGUUAUUGAUAGACUUGGUACGAUGCUGUUCCCACCUCCGGAUCCAUUUGCAUACUUUGAUGGGCGUAUGGAUACGAUAACUGAGAAGUUAGAAGAGAUCGAAGAAGAAGCUUACAAACAGUGUGAGGAUCGGGAUGACUACUUCAACAUUGCGUCUCUCAGAGCAUACCGUCUUCAGAAGGAAUAUAAAAGGAGUGGAGAAUCUUAUGUAGACCGUCUUGUAAGGUAUCCGGUCAUUUUCUUCCAAACCGAAACAGUCGACACCGGUGGCGAUCUUCUUCCAGAUCUCUAA
Molecule: messenger RNA, 738 nt
Organism: Caenorhabditis remanei
Lineage: Eukaryota; Metazoa; Nematoda; Chromadorea; Rhabditida; Rhabditidae
Exons: 3
Coding region: 1-738 (245 amino acids)
Biological process (GO): regulation of DNA-templated transcription
Molecular function (GO): transcription coregulator activity
Source: RefSeq, a predicted model, not a curated record